Molecule: messenger RNA, 963 nt
Organism: Closterium sp. Naga37s-1
Lineage: Eukaryota; Viridiplantae; Streptophyta; Zygnematophyceae; Desmidiales; Closteriaceae
Source: the annotation of a GenBank genome assembly
AUGGGGAAGGGACGCAACAACAAGAGCGGCAAGAAGACUGCUGACAAUGCUCAGGCUAAGGAUGGGAUUGACGUACCUGACGCAUCUGUGUUAAGUCCUGCUGUAUCUGGGAGGUCGCCUUCAAGUUCCGCUUCGGCUGCUGUGCUCGGUCCCUUUGAGGCUCUACUGGACCCGCAAAACGACGUUGAUGAGGAUGCUGGCGCUGGCGGAAAGGAGCCUGAUGUGGCGAAGGAGACCGCUGGUGAAGAAGGAACGCGCGAGGAGGCUGACGCUGGCGACAAUGCGUGUGGUGAAGAGGACGCGCAGCCGCAUGAUAUUCCUGAUGAUGAGGACGAUGGUUACCUGAGUGAUGACUCUGAUGAGCAUUUGGAGCCGGAUUCGUUAAACUGUGUCAUUGCUCUGAAGAGUUUCUCACUUACCUUACUGGUGCCGAUUCUCAGGAAGGUUGAGGUUACGCGUGCUGCAGUAACGGUCGCUGCACUGCUGGAGGACUGGAAGGAAAGUUUAACAUCGGAUGUGCUUCUGACGACGACUUACCAGGAGCUUACGGCAAAAUACUUCUUUGGCGCGCGCUUCGGACGUCUUCAGGUUACUUUCAACCAUGUUCGGGACGCGAACUUCGUUUGGAACCAGGUCAUCCGCCAUGAGUGCGUGAACAGAGACUACAUUGACCUCACCUGGCAGCAUCCGGUGGACGCGCGGUUCCUGCGCGAGCGUGUGCUGAACCCCACGGCUAAGGAGGUGGUGGUUAAGGGCGUACCUGCCGAGAUUACGGCGGAGCUGAUUCGCCGUCUGCUGGUGGUGUCGAAGUUGGUCAAGCGUGGCAAGAGUGCAUUUGCCAGUGGUUUCGGCUUCCAUCGGACGGUUGACCCUGACCCUGCUGUUAUUCUUACCUCUACUGGAGGUGCGCGGGAGGAGUGGAUAUGUGUCCAGACGGCAUGCGAGAAGGCGCAAGGGAAUUGA